Messenger RNA from Prionailurus viverrinus (fishing cat), 4899 nucleotides. RefSeq names its product neural cell adhesion molecule 1 (gene NCAM1). Gene Ontology annotation, biological process: cell adhesion. The record is from RefSeq and is a predicted model, not a curated record. Gene Ontology annotation, molecular function: protein binding. Bases 280 to 3627 code for a protein of 1115 amino acids. Gene Ontology annotation, cellular component: membrane. The transcript has 19 exons. NCBI's taxonomy places the organism in Eukaryota, Metazoa, Chordata, Mammalia, Carnivora, Felidae.
CGCUCCCAUCCCCAGUUCCAUCAAAGCGAACCCGGGCCAGCGCAAGGAUCUCCGAGUUGCGAGUGUGCUGAGGCUGGGACUGUCACUCAUUCUCCGAUCAGCGCGUGAACGCAGCUCGACAAGCCGCUGGCAGGAAACAAUUCUGCAAAAAUAAUCAUACUCAGCCUGGCAAUUGUCUGCCCCUAGGUCUGUGGCUCUGCCGCCGUCCACACUCUCUGCAAGGGGGGGGGGCACAGAAUUUACCGCGGCAAGAACGUCCCUCCCAGCCAGCAGAUUACAAUGCUGCAAACUAAGGAUCUCAUCUGGACUUUGUUUUUCCUGGGAACUGCAGUUUCUCUGCAGGUGGAUAUUGUCCCCAGCCAAGGGGAGAUCAGCGUUGGAGAAUCCAAAUUCUUCUUAUGCCAAGUGGCAGGAGAUGCCAAAGAUAAAGACAUCUCCUGGUUCUCCCCCAAUGGAGAAAAGCUCACCCCAAACCAGCAGCGGAUCUCCGUGGUGUGGAAUGAUGACUCUUCCUCCACACUCACCAUCUACAAUGCCAACAUUGAUGAUGCCGGCAUCUACAAGUGUGUGGUCACUGGCGAGGAUGGCAGCGAGUCAGAGGCCACGGUCAACGUGAAGAUCUUCCAGAAGCUCAUGUUCAAGAAUGCACCAACCCCACAGGAGUUCAGGGAGGGGGAAGAUGCCGUGAUCGUGUGUGAUGUGGUCAGCUCCCUCCCCCCAACCAUCAUCUGGAAACACAAAGGCCGGGAUGUCAUCCUGAAAAAAGAUGUCCGAUUCAUAGUCCUGUCCAACAACUACCUGCAGAUCCGGGGCAUCAAGAAAACAGAUGAGGGCACUUAUCGCUGCGAGGGCAGAAUCCUGGCACGGGGGGAGAUCAACUUCAAGGACAUUCAGGUCAUUGUGAAUGUGCCACCCACCGUCCAGGCCAGGCAGAGCAUAGUGAAUGCCACCGCCAACCUCGGCCAGUCCGUCACCCUGAUAUGCGAUGCUGAAGGCUUCCCAGAGCCCACCAUGAGCUGGACAAAGGACGGGGAACAGAUAGAGAAUGAAGAAGAUGACAAAUACGUCUUCAGCGAUGACAGUUCUGAGCUGACCAUCAGGAAGGUGGAUAAGAACGACGAGGCCGAGUACGUGUGCAUCGCCGAGAACAAGGCUGGAGAGCAGGAUGCAUCCAUCCACCUCAAAGUCUUUGCAAAACCCAAAAUCACUUAUGUAGAGAACCAGACUGCCAUGGAACUAGAGGAACAAGUCACUCUUACCUGUGAAGCCUCAGGAGACCCCAUUCCCUCUAUCACCUGGAGGACUUCUACCCGAAACAUCAGCAGCGAAGAAAAGACUCUGGAUGGGCACAUGGUGGUGCGCAGCCAUGCCCGUGUGUCAUCUCUGACCCUGAAGAGCAUCCAGUACACAGACGCGGGAGAAUACAUCUGCACUGCCAGCAACACCAUCGGCCAGGACUCCCAGUCCAUGUACCUCGAAGUGCAAUAUGCCCCGAAGCUGCAGGGCCCUGUGGCUGUCUACACGUGGGAGGGGAACCAGGUGAACAUCACGUGCGAGGUAUUUGCCUACCCCAGCGCCACAAUUUCAUGGUUCCGGGAUGGCCAGCUGCUGCCAAGCUCCAAUUACAGCAAUAUCAAGAUCUACAACACCCCCUCCGCCAGCUACCUGGAGGUGACCCCAGACUCUGAAAAUGACUUCGGAAAUUACAACUGUACUGCAGUGAACCGCAUUGGACAGGAGUCUUUGGAAUUCAUCCUUGUCCAAGCAGACACCCCAUCUUCACCGUCCAUCGACCAGGUGGAGCCGUACUCUAGCACAGCACAGGUGCAGUUUGAUGAACCAGAGGCCACAGGUGGUGUGCCCAUCCUCAAAUACAAGGCCGAGUGGAGAGCAGUGGGCGAAGAAGCGUGGCAUUUCAAGUGGUAUGAUGCCAAGGAGGCCAACAUGGAGGGCAUUGUCACCAUCGUGGGCCUGAAGCCGGAGACGACGUACGCGGUGCGGCUGGCGGCCCUCAACGGCAAGGGGCUGGGGGAGAUCAGCACAGCCUCUGAGUUCAAGACGCAGCCAGUCCGGGAACCCAGUGCACCUAAACUGGAAGGGCAGAUGGGAGAGGAUGGAAACUCUAUUAAGGUGAAUCUGAUCAAACAGGAUGACGGCGGCUCCCCCAUCAGGCACUACCUGGUCAAGUACCGAGCGCUCUCCUCGGAGUGGAAACCGGAGAUCCGGCUCCCAUCCGGCAGUGACCACGUCAUGCUCAAGUCCCUGGACUGGAAUGCUGAAUAUGAAGUCUACGUGGUGGCUGAGAACCAGCAGGGAAAGUCCAAGGCGGCUCAUUUUGUGUUCAGGACCUCGGCCCAGCCCACGGCCAUCCCAGCCAACGGCAGCCCUACAUCAGGCCUGAGCACUGGGGCCAUUGUGGGCAUCCUCAUCGUCAUCUUUGUCCUGCUACUGGUGGUGGUGGACAUCACCUGCUACUUCCUGAACAAGUGUGGGCUGCUCAUGUGCAUUGCCGUCAACCUGUGCGGAAAGGCUGGGCCCGGAGCCAAGGGCAAGGACAUGGAGGAGGGCAAAGCCGCCUUCUCGAAAGAUGAGUCCAAGGAACCCAUCGUGGAAGUGCGGACCGAGGAGGAGCGGACCCCAAACCACGAUGGAGGGAAACACACGGAACCCAACGAGACCACCCCGCUGACGGAGCCCGAGCUGCCGGCCGACACCACAGCCACUGUCGAGGACAUGCUGCCUUCUGUCACCACCGUCACCGCUAACUCUGACACUAUCACCGAAACCUUUGCCACUGCUCAGAACAGCCCCACCAGUGAGACCACCACCCUGACCUCCAGUAUUGCCCCCCCGGCCACGGCCACGCCUGACUCAAACUCUGUGCCCACUGGCCAGGCCACCCCUUCCAAGGGGCCCGGCGCCACCGCCUCCUCCCCUCCCCCAGCUUCGGCCCCCAAGGUUGCCCCCCUCGUUGACCUGAGCGACACCCCGGCCUCAGCCCCUGCUGCUGGCAGUUUGUCUUCUAGUGUCCUGGCUCACCAGGGGGCUGUGCUCAGCCCCAGCGCCCCUGCCAGCGCGGGGGAGGCCUCCAAGGCCCCUCCCGCGAGCAAGCCGAGCCCCACCGCGGCCGGGGCAACCAGUCCCCUAGCGGCAGCGGCCGCCCCUGCCACGGCAGCCCCGCAGGCCAAGCAGGAGGCCCCCAGCACCAAAGGCCCGGACCCUGAGCCCACCCAGCCCGGCGCCGUGAAGAGCCCGACCGAGGCAGCAGCCACGGGCCUCACUAGCCCGAAGAGCGAGGCUGCCUCCGUCAGCGCCACAAACCCUGCCCAGGGCGAGGACUUUAAAAUGGACGAAGGGAACUUCAAGACCCCAGAUAUUGACCUUGCAAAGGAUGUUUUUGCAGCCCUGGGCUCUCCUGCUCCCACCGCUGGGGCCAGUGGACAAGCCCCUGAGCUUGCCCCUUCCACUGCAGACAGCUCUGUUUUGCCUGCACCAGCAAAGACCGAGAAGGGCCCCGUAGAAGCAAAGUCGGAGAGCCAGGAGACAGAAACGAAACCAGCGCCAGCCGAAGUCAAGACGGUCCCCAAUGACGCCACACAGACAAAGGAGAACGAGAGCAAAGCAUGAUGGGUGACAAGAAAUGAGCAGAUCAAAGUAAAAAGUGACACCAUAGUUUCACCAGAGCAUUUCCAAUAUCACACACACACACACACGCACACGCACACACACACACACACACACACACACCUCAUUCCUCUAGUGUCUUUUGCCUUUAAAAAAAAAAAAAGUAAACAGAUAAACAGGGGAUCUCCUUUUUGUAGGUUUAUAGAAAGGGUUCCUUUGCUGCGCACUCACUUGUAAGAAAAUGAGACAAAAAGGUUAAACCCACAGCCAAACUAGGACACUCCGUUCCCUGAAACCAUUUAAAAACCAAACAAAAGGACCCCAAAUUAAGAAUCUAGGAAGCUCAGAAAGAAAAAAAAAAUCUAGGUUCAGGAAGACCGCACUUGGUGUUGCCCAAUUGGCACAGACCAGUUUCAGAGAAGUGCUUCCAGGCACUAAGACUAACGAAUGAGCAAAGUCCAAGUUUAUUUUUAUACUUUGAGUCGAGUUUGAACUCUGUAAAACCCCAUAAAUAAGUUAUAAUUUCUGUUCACUUUGUAUUUGUUCAGUAUGCAAAGUGUGUCACCCUUUCUAGCUGAAUUCAAUCCCCACGUAGACUCUCGUUUUGUAGGAAGAAGGCCAAAUUGCAGCUUCUGGGGGCAGAUCUCAGUUUGCAAUAUUCGAAUUUCUUUCUCCUUCGUUUUCUCUCUCUCUCUCUUUUUUUUUCUUUCUGCCAUCUUUGUUUUCCAGUGUUUACAAGUUGACAACUGUCUGACUUUGGUUGUGUUUAAAUGUCCAUGUAAAAUAGCUGCCUUUUUUUUUUUUUUUUUUUUUUUAAGUUACAAAUACUGCCUAGAGGCGGGUAGAGUCAUCACAGGCUUGUUUUCGCACAGGACAACUUUACAAACUAUGAUUGUUUACAGUGGCUCUCCUCCCCCACCCCCACCACCCCCAUUCUGAUUUGAAAUUUUUGCCUGUGUGCAACUCAGGUGAAAAUCCAUCUCGUUCUGGAGUGGUUUUGCUUUUUUUUUUUUUUUUUUUUUUGGCCCUUCAAUUCUUUUUGUAUUUCCUUGGGGGUUAGACCACUUUCUGAUUAGCCACCACCUGCCUGUAUCUGUGAAAAAGAGUCUGCCCCCCCCCCCUAGGCAUCUGCAUCCCCUUCCUUUUGAAGGACUCCUUAGGCUUUGUUGAAUGAAGCAGAGAAGAUUGUAUAGUUGGGGCUGGUCUUGGUGAACACACAUUUUUACCCCAAACAUCCCCUUUUUGUAGAAAGCCAAAUAAAAUAUAUACAUACAA